Cotesia congregata is the source of this 423-nucleotide messenger RNA. Lineage: Eukaryota; Metazoa; Arthropoda; Insecta; Hymenoptera; Braconidae. The record is from the annotation of a GenBank genome assembly.
AUGAAGCAAGGUGUAGCAAGUCAAAUCAGUGGUAUAGAGAUGAUAUUCCUUCAUCUUGGAUACUUCAGUGAAACAGUCCAUAGGAAAUCGGCCGAAAUUCAUCCCAUGAAUACCCUUCAUAUUUCUUCGACACAUGUCAAAAUCAGCAAGUAUCAUCUUCACAAUGUGUCCUCUUACAAGAUUAACACACACUUGACAAGCCGGAUCAUUUUCAUCCUGAUACUCAACAGCAAAAGUGCCAUCACCGUCUGGCACACUAAUUUCAAUCCCUGCAUCCAGAAGAUAAGCCACCAUUCGUGGAUUUCGACUCAAGAAGACAGCGUGAUGAAGGUUCAUUUUUUAUCACUGCAAGCUCAAUUGGUGAGCAAUAGUAAAUGUGAUCAUGGAUUCGUAUUUGAGAUCGCUCAUUUAUUUCACCACCCG